Molecule: messenger RNA, 2661 nt
Organism: Punctularia strigosozonata HHB-11173 SS5
Lineage: Eukaryota; Fungi; Basidiomycota; Agaricomycetes; Corticiales; Punctulariaceae
Exons: 7
Coding region: 214-2283 (689 amino acids)
Molecular function (GO): protein binding; transcription corepressor activity
Source: RefSeq, a predicted model, not a curated record
CGACACCGUGCGCGACGACGACGACGACGACGACGACGAGCGUGAACGUUGCACGAGCUCGUCCGGGUUGCGUGCCACGACGAGGACACGCCCGGGGCUUCUAUUACGUCCGCAGCGCAGGCCUCGCACCGCAAUCCCGUCCCCAGCUGCAGAGUUUAUCUGCCUCCUCCUCUCCUCUUUCCCUCUGCCUUCCGUCCUCGCCGCCUCGCCAUCAUGGCCAACGCUCCCCAGCCCGGUACGGCCCAGGGCACGCCGACCGACAGCUCGCAAGAUCCGAGCCAGAUGUCGUGGGAGGGCGACAGGAUGUUCAACAUAUACAUAUACGACUAUUGCAACAAGCGUGGCUUUCGACGGACGGCAGAAGAGCUCGUUAAGGAGGCGGAGCUCACGCCAGAAGCUCAGCCGCCUAUCAACGCGAGACAGGGUCUCCUCUUCGAGUGGUGGAGCGUAUUCUGGGUACUGUUUACGGCGAAGAGCAAUGGGAACGGCAGCGAAGAUGCGCUGGUCUACACCCAGCACCAAGCACAACAGCAAGUCGCGCGCGCGAGCGGCCAACGAACCGUACCUCCCAAUGCAGGAGCGGCAGCCGCCCUCCCCAUGCCCCUCGGCCGCAACGGCUACCCUCGACCGCCGCCACAAGGCGCGCCCAACGGCAUCCACCCCGCAGGUGGCCCUCCCCCUCCCAAUGGCGCGGCACCUUUCCCGCCCACAGGCGGCCAACCGCCACAGCCCAACGGCAUCGUCCCCGCCCCAGGCCAACCGGGCGCGAUGGCCCAGCAGCAAAACUACCCGCAACGACAGGUGAACCCGCAGCGCGCAGGACAACCACCACCGCCGUCACAACAGCAGCAGCAGCAAGGGCAGCAGCAGCAGCCGAACGGGAGCACGUAUCCGUCGCCGACGAUGGCGCACUCGCCUCAGGGAGGCGCGGGCGGCGCGCAGCAGGGCCCGGGACCGUCGCCGCUCGCGAACAGGGGCAUGCUUCCCCCACCGGGGCAGCAGACGUUCGGGAGGCCGCCGAGCAGGGCGCAGACGCCCGGUGGGUCGCAGCACCCGGGCGCGGGGGGGAUGAUGACGCAGCCGAGCCCGUCGAUGGCCCCAAGGCAGCCGCCGGGCGGAAUGCAAUCGAUGGUGAUGAGCCCGCACGAGAUCCACGCGACGUUGGCGACGAUACCGCCGAUGGCGAUACCGCAGCUCCGGGCAGAGGCGGGCAUCCAGGGGGACAAGGAGCUGCAGCAGUUCACGCCGGAAGAGAAGGGCAGGGUGGCGGCGUUGUGGAGGAGCAAGAGCGGCGGGGUGUUGCGGAACCCACCCGGCGGGCCGUCGGGCCCACAGGGGAUGCCUGGGAUGCCGCCGCGGCCAGGCCCGGCAGGUCAGCCGCCCAUGGCGCAGCAGCGCCCAAAACGCAGUAGCAGAUCUCCUCCGGACGAGCAAAUGCAGCCCACGCAAGAUAGCUCGCCGCCGGACGCCAAGCGCAUCAGGCCGUCGCCAAACGUCCCGGAUGGCACGCCGAUGGUUUCGUUCGUGGGUCAGCCACCUCAAGGCGGGAUGAGGCCGGUCAUGGGCGGCGGUGCCGUGUACCAAGGGCAGCCGGGGAUGGUGCCGCUGGGGCAGCAAAUGGCGCCUCCGCCGCCGCACACCGUGAAUGGCAUUCCGACCAUUUCGCCCAUGAUCCAGAACCAGAUCCACAACGCGCGAGAGCAGUACCGAAUGUCGAUGCAGACGCUGCACAAGAGCAACCUUCCGUCGAAUGCGACCCUGGUGCAGGGGUUACCAGGCGGACCCGACGGCUCGGGCGGCUUCCCUGGCGGCCGAACGCCCUUCCCGGGCGGCCCGCCGCCCCAGCAGCACCAGCAACAACCCGGGCAGCAGCAGCCGAUGUCUAACCGGCCAACCCCAGGGCCGAGCCAGCCUCCGCCGGGCCCGCCGCAGCCACAGCCGCCGCAAGGCAGCAAGAUGGGCCCGCCGCCGUCGCCCGCGAACGCACCGAAGGAACCGGGGGCGUCGCCGCGCACAGCACAUACGCCCAACAGCCACGCGCCCACGCCCGCGCCGGCGCCUGCUCCGGCACCCACGCCCGCUCCUGCGCCAGCACCAGCACCCGCGCCGGAGCCUUCGCUGCAGCUCGGCGGCGGCCCGGACUUGUCGGCGGACCUGUUCAGCGACGGGUUCAUGUCGAUCGCCGACUUCGACCCCGGGUUCUUUGGCGCGGAUCGGCCGGACCUCGACAUCAACCAGUGGUUCAACCCGGACGGGAACCUAGGCAACCUCGAUUUCAAGUAGCUCGCGCGUGUCGGCGUCGUGUUGGUUCCGAGUUGGAUCUGUGUUUUGAUAUCGUCACCCCCGUGCGCUCGUCGCGUUCGCAUUCCCCACAUCCCCUUCGCCUCCUCUUACUCGUAGCAACCCCCUUUUUUGCAUCUCCUCUGCCUAUUACGCUCUGGUCUCGGCUUCUCUCCCCGUCACAGUAUGUUCUUUACUCCUCUCCCUCUCUUAUUACGUUGAACUUGGCUCCCCGGGGAACUGAUCUAUUUAUAUGGCUCCCGCUCCCUGGCCUCUCAAAACCCGCCUGCCUUCGAGAGAGGCCGACGUGUUCUUUUUUGCUCUCUCUCCAUCCGGAUCCGCAAUGUGCUCGCAGUGUCCUGAUAUUGUUCUUAGGUAUAA